AGGGGAGGAGGAUACAAGAUAGAUAAUGAGCUUGACAAUACACAAAUACAGAGUGUCAUUUACUGGAGCGUCAGGACCGACUGAAUGGUUAGCCUGUGGGGUGGAAAGAGCAUCCAAUGAGUCUCACAUGCCUGAAAGGAUAAUGGCAUUUUUAUUAUCUCAUUCCACGCCCUGAUCAUCCGUCCAUUUGCUCGCUGGAGCUGCCAGCAGUUUGCACUGAUUCAUACGCUGCAGACAUGAUCAGCAGAUCAUACUGCAGGCAGAACUCAUCAAGCCUUUCCAAGCUGUCCUACCAGAGAAAUGAUGACGAUGACGAAGAAGCCGCCAGAGAACGUCGCCGACGGGCUCGACAGGAGAGGCUGCGGCAAAAGGAAGAAGGAGAUCUGUCAGGAGAAGUCACGGAGAAAUCAGAAGUUAAUGCCCAAAACAGUGUGGCAGGAGAGGAAAGCAAGCGUUCUACAGAUGAUGAAGCUGCACUGUUGGAGAGACUGGCAAGACGGGAGGAGAGACGCCAAAAACGUCUACAGGAAGCCCUGGAACGUCAGAAGGAAUUUGACCCCACAAUCACAGAUGGGAGCUUGUCACUGCCCAGCAGGAGAGAAGUAAACAACGUGGAAGAAAACGAGACCACGGGGAAAGAGGAAAAGGCUGAAACACGCGGAGGACACUGUGAGAUUGAGGAAACAGAAACAGUUACCAAAUCAUAUCAGAGGAACAACUGGAGGCAAGACGGGGAAGAGCAAAAGAAAGAAGAAAAAGACAAGGAGGAGGUACAGGAGGAUAAAACAAAGGAGGUCCCUGUAGAGGAAAAUCAGAUAGACAUGACAGCAGAAAAACCCACAGAUAAAGAAGGAGUAGAAACAAAAAGUCUAGCUACAAAUGCAGAGGAACACAAAGCAGAGAAUGAUACAAAUGUCGUACCAGAAGGGACGCCAAGUCUAACUGACACAGUAGAUAAAGAGAAGCUUAGGGAUGAGGACAAGGCUGAGGAAGAAAGGAAGGAAGCAGAAGAAAGGGAGAGGUUAAAAGCAGAGGAAGAAAAGAGGGCAGCUGAGGAAAAACAGAAAGCAGAGGAAGAAAAGAGGGCAGCUGAGGAAAGAGCUAAGGCAGAAGAAGAGAAGAGGGCAGCUGAGGAGAGGGCUAAAGCAGAAGAAGAGAAGAGGGCAGCUGAGGAGAGGGCUAAGGCAGAAGAAGAAAAGAGGGCAGCUGAGGAGAGGGCUAAGGCAGAAGAAGAAAAGAGGGCAGCUGAGGANGCUAAGGCAGAAGAAGAAAAGAGGGCAGCUGAGGAGAGGGCUAAGGCAGAAGAAGAAAAGAGGGCAGCUGAGGAGAGGGCUAAGGCAGAAGAAGAGAAGAGGGCAGCUGAGGAAAGGGCUAGAUUAGAAGCAGAGAAAUUAAAGGAAAAACAAAAAAUGGAAGAACAGAAAAUACAGGAUAAGCAGGUAAAAGAUAAGAAAGCGCAAGAGGAAAAACCCCAAGCAGUAAAAAAACAGGAGGAAGAAAAGGAGGUUAGAGUGGAAGCUAAAAGGGAAAAGUUACCAGAAGAGAAGCUCCAACCUACCUCCAGGAAAGAUCAGGUAAAAGAUGACAAAGAUAAAGGAAAAGCACCCAAAGAGGAAAUGAAAAGUGUCUGGGAUCAGAAGAAGGGUGUUCCUGAACAAAAGACACAGAACGGAGAACGUGAACUCGCUGCCCCAAAACUUAAACCUACUGAGAAUGCUUUUGGACGCUCCAAUUUGAGAGGGACUGCAAAUGCCGAGGAAUCGAAGCCAGAGGCUCUAAAGCGACUAGAAGAUCAGCGCCGUCGUCGAGGUGAGAAUGACAGUGAGGAGCUAGAGAAGUUAAAGGAGAAGCAGCAGGAGGCAGCAGCAGAGCUGGAUGAACUGAAGAAAAGGAGGGAGGAGCGCCGGAAAAUCCUGGAGGAAGAGGAGCAGAAGAAGAAGCAGGAGGAAGCUGAAAGAAAAGUCAGAGAAGAGGAGGAAAAGAAGAGGAUGAAGGAAGAAAUUGAAAGAAGAAGGGCUGAAGCUGCUGAGAAACGUCAAAAGAUACCAGAAGAUGGUGUAUCUGAAGACAAGAAGCCAUUUAAAUGUUUCAGUCCUAAAGGUUCAUCUCUCAAGAUCUAUUUCGUAAUACUGUUCACUGUAUGUGUCAAACAUUUUAAAUACUUUGCAUGGAGUUUGUGUGAUGUGCAGUGGAUAAAUGACCUUUAGAUGUUGCUGUGCAGUCUAAAUGUAUUUGACCUGUAUGUUGAAUACACGUGUGUAUACUGGUUUGUUUGCUCUAUGUGUGUUCAAUGUCUGCUUCUGCUUCAUGUAUGCUGUGUUUUGAGGAAGAUGCUUUAGAACAAAUUCUCAUAUACAUGUGCAGAAAAUUUUUAUCCCUCCAUACAAGGCACCUGCUUCCUCAGCCAGAGUAUCUUGCUGAGCUCUGAGGGUUGCUUCCUAACUCUGCUUUCCUGUUUAUUUUCUGUUUUGCUUCCUCACUCUCCUCUUCUGAACAAUCCCUGACUUACUCCUGAUACCACACCAAGUGCUCUGAGAACCACUGUUUCCAGUGGGUAAAGAAUGACCCCACUUUUGUGCCUUUUUACUACAAUCCCAAGAAUACAUAUCCCUCCUCCCUCCCACCUAUGCCCCUCUUUCACUAGUGCCUGCUGAAGCCUGGUUUUCCUGCUGUGCAGAAGCAUUUCUCUUACCUGCACAUGAAAGACUACGAAGAUUCUGUAAAUUGAUUGUUAGGUGGUUACCUUGAGUCCUAGUUCUUUGAGGUAGUGCAUAUUAUUUUGUCCUUGCUGCCCACCAGGGUUUCACUGAUGCAGUUGUGGACAGACCAGGGAGAAAGUACAGGCUCUUGCUGGUACAACUCAUCGUUUCGAUGCAUCGCUGGUUAUGACCCAGAAAUCAGCACUGGGGGAAACUUCCACUAUAUCGUACUAGAAGAGAGGAGACGUGUUUUGAGUUAUCAUCCUUGGUCUGUUUAGUCACUUUUAAUCCAAUCAUUUACUUCCUCGUUUUGUGGCAGCGCCUCUGGGCGAAACUAAGCUGUAACCCGUUCCGGCAGGCAGAAGACCCGCCUGGUCUUUUGCUGCCACCUUGUGACAUCAGUUCACUGAAACACUUGGGAUCUAUCCUAGCAAAGCCCAUCUUUCCACUCAGGACUGCUUUUAAGUCCCAUAUUAGCAACUAAAACUGUUAACAUAAAUCACCAUGUAAAUUAUAUAUAUAUUUAGAGCUUCAGAGGUGCCUUUGAGCUGGAUGGAUGCUAGCUGGAGUUCCUCCAGUGAGCUUGUUUGGCAAAUUCUGCAGUGAAGUGAACUGCCUGAGUUUUUGCUUGUGUGGGCUUAAGAAAUAAAACAUUCAUACCCUUUGAAGGGAUUGGUGUAGGAUUUAUUGCUCUGGUACAGCCUGCAUGCUAAAUGCACUGAGGAGAACCAUUUAAAGAGAUGGCUGUCACUGCCUUAUUUCAAAGGCAUGAAUGCCACAGCAGUCACUGUUAAAGUAAAUUGAAAAUAGAGAACCCUUACUGAGACUGGGGAAUCUCCAGGAAUCUAGCCACGCUGAUUAUUAGUCAUUUCAAUACCUUGGAGCUGCUUACAUAUAUUUUAUUUUGAGUGAAAGUGUAGAGCCUUGGAUGAGAAGUGAAGCAAUGUAAUAUAGAAGAGACUUGAGGAAGUCUGAUGAAAAUAUUUCUUGACCCAGAAGACAAAUUGACACACACACCCAUCCACCCAUCAUGAAAUAUUUUAAAACUUUAUUCGCUCUUUGUUUUCAAAGUAUUGAGAGAUUUGACAGAAGUCAUAUGAGACCUUCAUGAUUUCACUUCCCUGGAAACAUCACAAUAUUUUCCUGUGCACAGAGUAGAAAAUAAGGACGAAAUGUAAGAUAUCAGUUUGUAUAAUAACAGCUGGAGGAUAUUGACUCAGCAGUGACCCUGCCUGAACACAAGCAGAGUUUAGUCUGAUUGGUUUCUUGGAGUUCAAAUUAAAUUGUUAGUGUCCUCCAAAAACAUACUUGAGAGAGGGGAUGUGGCUGACAUCCAAACCUGGCUUAGUCUGAUGUCUCAAUUCAGUAAAACUUUAUUAAAUUUGCUGUAUUUCUCAAGAGGUACAUAGCUUUGAUGUAGAUUUGGUGUACAUCAACCCCUUCCAUAAGAUAAACUUCUUCCCUUUUCUACUUUCUAUGUUGGUCAUUUAUUCUCUUGUUACAAAUGAGGCACUGAAGAAAUGUGUAGGAUGCAAACAUUCAUGCAGAAAAUACAUCCACCUUUAUGAAUCUGUAUCAUAAUAGGUUGCUAUCUAUGAAACAUUUGUGUGUGUCUGUGAUGAUUUCUGUUGGAAUGUAUCUCUUUCAGACUUUUUGACAUUUAAAAUGACAUUCUAGCCUGGCCUUUUGCACAGGCUGCUUCUUUAUUAACCUGAAACUU
Messenger RNA from Lepidothrix coronata (blue-crowned manakin), 4419 nucleotides. It is a transcript of the gene CALD1, whose product is annotated as caldesmon 1. The transcript has 9 exons. Gene Ontology annotation, cellular component: actin cytoskeleton. Gene Ontology annotation, biological process: angiogenesis; muscle contraction; actin filament bundle assembly. Bases 237 to 2207 code for a protein of 656 amino acids. Gene Ontology annotation, molecular function: calmodulin binding; myosin binding; actin binding. Lineage: Eukaryota; Metazoa; Chordata; Aves; Passeriformes; Pipridae. The record is from RefSeq and is a predicted model, not a curated record.